CAACACUCUCUUCAGUUGACUGGUAGAAGACGCGGUUCCAGUGUACUAAGUAAACUAAUCGCUCACUGUCCUUUUAUUCUCCGCGUUGCUUCCAUGUCUCUUCCUAUCUCACUACCAAUCUUGAAAUCGGAGAUAUCACUUUAUUCUAAGGGAGCAGCGAAUUAGGGUUUUGAACGCCAUGAUUGUAAUGUUCUUUGUCUGAUCAUUGGUUGAUGAUGAUGUUAAAUGCUACUUAUUAAGAAGAAUCUGAGAUGUAUCGUAAGAGUUUUUGUUCAGUGACUCAGAGCAUUAUUAAUUCCCCAUUACCAUAAACAAUCAAAGGAGAAUGGGGUCAGAGGGAAACAUGAAGAACUCGGUUGUGACACAAGUAAGCAUUGGUGGGUUUGGGGAGACAACAACUGCAAAAGAGCUUACAGAUUACCUUGAAGAAGAAGUAGGACUCGUUUGGCGAUGCAGAUUAAAAACUUCUUGGACUCCUCCUGGGUCUUAUCCUGAUUUCGAGAUCACAGACACUUCAAACAUCCCCACAUUUGAUGGCUACAAGAGAGUGGAGCCUCAUGCGUUUGUCCAUUUCGCGGUUCCUGAGUCUGCAGGUCGUGCAAUGGAUGCUGCGGGGCAGUCCAAGCUCAUCCUCGAUGGCCAGCCUUUGAAAGUCAGCUUGGGGCCUAAGAACCCAUACACACUUAACCAGAGAAGAAGAACGACAACACCUUAUAAGCUGACUGGUGUUUCGAUUGAGAUUGGGACCUUGAUUGCCCGGGAUGAGUUUCUUGUCUCUUGGAGAGCUGAAGGGGUUGAUUUCCUCGUAGACCCUUUCGACAACACCUGCAGAUUUUGCUUCACAAAGAGCACUGCCUUCUCUUUGAAGGACACAAUGAUGUAUGCUGUGAUCAACUGUGAUUAUAAGUUGGAGUUAUUGGUGAGAGACAUACGAACACUCAGGCAGUAUAGAACUCUGGAUGGCUAUGUGCUACUCUUGCAGCUGGCUUCAUCACCCCGUGUCUGGUACAGAACAGCGGAUGAUGAUAUAUAUGAAACUGUCCCUGUCGAUCUCUUGGAUGAUGAUGACCCUUGGAUCCGUACCACUGAUUUUACCCAAGCUGGAGCAAUUGGCCGAUGCCUUUCAUAUCGAGUGCUCAUCUCUCCUCGGUAUGAGAAGAAAAUGAAUACAGCAUUGGACUAUCUAAGGGCGCGGAGAGUGCAAGAGGAACGUGUGAGGUGGCCUCCCAGGAUUCGUGAUGAGCCCUGUUUUGGGGAGCCUAUUACAGAUCAUUUCUUCUGCAUUCACCACAGGGAAGGAAUCUCCUUUGAGAUCAUGUUCCUAGUAAAUGCGGUGCUGCACAGAGGGGUUUUUAACCAAUUUCACUUGACUGAGCGCUUCUUUGAUCUUCUUAGAAACCAACCCAAGGAUAUCAAUAUUGCUUCUCUCAAGCAUCUCUGUACCUAUAAACGGCCUGUUUUUGAUGCGUACAAGAGGCUGAAGCUUGUUCAGGAAUGGAUUCAGAAAAAUCCAAAGCUUUUAGGGAGUCAUGUACAGUUGGAUGAUAUCUCUGAGAUCAGAAGGCUAGCGAUUACUCCAACCAGAGCUUAUUGCCUACCCCCAGAAGUUGAACUCUCCAACAGGGUACUCAGGAAAUACAAAGCAUUGUCUGAUAGAUUUUUGCGCGUAACUUUCAUGGACGAAAGCAUGCAGACCAUGAACUCAAAUGUUCUUUCUUACUUUGUUGCUCCGAUUGUGAAGGACCUUACAUCAAGCUCUUUCUCUCAGAAGACCCACGUUUUCAAAAGAGUCAAGACCAUAUUAACCGAUGGGUUUAAACUAUGUGGUAGAAGAUACAGUUUUCUAGCAUUCUCGGCCAAUCAGCUCAGAGACCGCUCUGCAUGGUUUUUCGCUGAAGACGGGAAAACAAGAGUGUCGGAUAUAAAGACAUGGAUGGGGAAGUUCAAAGACAAGAAUGUGGCAAAAUGCGCUGCUAGGAUGGGCCUGUGCUUCUCCUCCACAUACGCCACUGUAGAUGUCAUGCCUCACGAGGUUGACACCGAGCUUCCAGAAAUAGAGAGAAAUGGGUAUACUUUCUCUGAUGGAAUUGGUACAAUCACACCUGACCUCGCUUUAGAAAUAAUGGAGAAACUUAAGUUGGAUUCGCACUGCAGCCCUUGUGCUUACCAGAUACGUUACGCCGGUUUCAAAGGAGUUGUUGCUCGUUGGCCAUCAAAAGAUGAUGGGAUCCGGUUAGCCCUUCGACACAGUAUGGAUAAGUUCCACUCUAAGCAUACAAUCUUGGAGAUCUGUUCAUGGACCAGGUUUCAACCUGGGUUCUUAAACCGGCAGAUAAUUACCCUACUGUCUGUGCUUGGUGUUCCAGACGAAAUAUUCUGGGAUAUGCAGGAAACUAUGCUCUGUAAACUGAACCGCAUCCUUGAUGACACCGAUGUCGCAUUUGAAGUUCUUACAGCAUCAUGUGCUGAACAGGGAAACACUGCAGCUAUCAUGCUAAGUGCAGGAUUCAAACCAAAGACUGAGCCACAUCUACGAGGAAUGCUGUCUUCAGUCAGGAUUGCACAACUCUGGGGUCUCAGAGAAAAAUCUCGUAUUUUUGUUACUUCAGGAAGGUGGCUAAUGGGUUGCUUAGACGAAGCAGGGAUACUUGAGCAGGGCCAAUGCUUUAUCCAAGUCUCAAAACCGUCUAUAGAAAAUUGUUUCUCCAAACAUGGGUCUCGUUUUAAGGAGACGAAGACAGAUCUGCAAGUAGUGACAGGUUAUGUAGCCAUUGCUAAGAAUCCUUGUCUUCACCCAGGGGAUGUAAGGAUUCUAGAAGCUGUUGAUGUACCCGAGCUGCAUCACAUGUAUGACUGCCUACUUUUUCCUCAGAAAGGCGAGAGGCCACAUACAAACGAAGCUUCUGGCAGUGACCUUGAUGGCGACCUGUACUUUGUGGCUUGGGAUCAGAGACUCAUCCCUCCCAGCAGAACAAGCUUUCCCGCCAUGCAAUAUACUGCAGCUGAAGAAUCCAGUAAGGGCCGUCCUGUCAACCACCAGGUCCAAUAUCUAGUAAUGAUUUCUUUGUUUUACUUUCUUUUCUACGACAAAGACUUUGGUAAUUGGUCGGUUUUGUUACAGGACAUAAUAGAGUUCUUUGUCAAAAACAUGGCGAAUGAGCAUUUGGGUACAAUAUGCAAUGCACACGUCGUUCAUGCUGAUAGAAGUGAGUAUGGAGCCAUGGACGAAGAGUGUUUGCUACUGGCGGAACUAGCUGCCACAGCAGUCGAUUUCCCAAAGACAGGGAAGCUGGUGACAAUGCCUUUCCACCUGAAACCGAAACUCUACCCUGAUUUCAUGGGAAAAGAAGAGUACCAGACUUACAGGUCGAAGAAGAUCUUGGGUCGGCUUUACAGACGUGUAAAAGAGGUUUACGACGAAGAUGCAGAAGCUUCCUCAGAAGAAAACUCAGACCCGGGUGACAUCCCUUAUGACACUGAUCUCGAAGUACCAGGAUUUGAAGAUUUCGUCCCUGAGGCAUGGGGUCACAAAUGUAGCUAUGACGGGCAGCUAAUUGGUCUUCUCGGGCAAUACAAGGUGCAAAAAGAGGAAGAGAUUGUGACGGGUCACAUCUGGUCCAUGCCUAAAUACACAAGUAGCAAACAAGGCGAGCUGAAAGAAAGACUGAAGCAUUCUUAUAACUCCCUGAAGAAAGAGCUGAGGAAAGUAUUCGAGGAAACAAAACCGGAGCACGAGAGUCUCAGCGAAGAAGAAAAGAACGUCAUGUAUGAGAAAAAGGCUUCAGCUUGGUAUCAUGUCACUUACCAUCCCGAGUGGGUGAAGAAGUCUACAGAGCUGCAAGAACCUGGUGAGUCGUCUGGUCAUGCGGUGAUGCUGAGCUUUGCUUGGAUUGCAGCUGAUUAUCUUGCGAGAAUUAAAGUCCGGUCAGGGGAAAUGGGAAUGAAAAUGGACUCGGCCAAACCUGUUGAUGCUUUGGCUAAGUAUCUUUCUCAACGUCUCUAAAAGUUAACGUUCGGAGCCGUAAGGCCACUCUGCCAUGUAUCUGCGGGAAACAGAUACACUUCAAUGUUUGUUAUAUAACUAGUUUUGGAUGUGCUUUGUGUUCUUGUGAAAACUGUCUCUCUAUGUGAUUGGAGAAACAAACUGCUUGCCGUUUACCAUCUAAACUGGUUUUACUUGUGGUUAUGUAUUUUACUGAUUUUAUGUUGUGGACCAAAAUUGGCUUCGGGUUUGGUUAAACAAUAUGCUCUUUUCAGCUUCA
This is a messenger RNA of Brassica napus (rape), 4262 nucleotides long. RefSeq names its product RNA-dependent RNA polymerase 6. The record is from RefSeq and is a predicted model, not a curated record. Gene Ontology annotation, molecular function: RNA binding; RNA-directed RNA polymerase activity. Bases 326 to 4003 code for a protein of 1225 amino acids. The transcript has 3 exons. Gene Ontology annotation, biological process: siRNA processing. NCBI's taxonomy places the organism in Eukaryota, Viridiplantae, Streptophyta, Magnoliopsida, Brassicales, Brassicaceae. Gene Ontology annotation, cellular component: nuclear RNA-directed RNA polymerase complex.